Messenger RNA from Spodoptera litura, 455 nucleotides. RefSeq lists its product as uncharacterized. Lineage: Eukaryota; Metazoa; Arthropoda; Insecta; Lepidoptera; Noctuidae. The record is from RefSeq and is a predicted model, not a curated record.
AUAGUCGACAUGGUUUCCUUAAAAUUUGUAAUACUUUCCGCCUGCAUCCUGGUGGCAGUAAAGGCUAAUUUCUGUACUAAAGAAACCUAUGGUGAUACUUCGAAAGACUAUGAUGUCUUACUUCGACCAAUUAUUGUACUGAAGCCUAAUGAAGCUAACUUGACGGUUACAAUACCUAAAGUUCCAGAAUGCCCGUCGGGAGUUGCUGGGGCGAAGGCACUAGCUUGUGACGCUGAUGCGAAGCCCACCAUACAGUUCAAGAAGCUCACAGAAUUUUAUGUUCAACGACAUGGCGACCUGAAAAUACUAGGCCACGUAUUUGUGGCUAUCCACUGCCUUCAGAACCAUUAGCUAAGGAUAUUAUCUAUGUGCUCUAGGUCAAAUAGGGUAGAUGACUAAUUUUUGUUUUAAUGUCCGUCUUGUAAAUUAUUUUAAAACAUUGCACACGUAUUUUU